This is a messenger RNA of Monopterus albus (swamp eel), 7140 nucleotides long. RefSeq names its product synaptojanin 1 (gene synj1). The transcript is spliced from 31 exons. NCBI's taxonomy places the organism in Eukaryota, Metazoa, Chordata, Actinopteri, Synbranchiformes, Synbranchidae. The record is from RefSeq and is a predicted model, not a curated record. Gene Ontology annotation, biological process: synaptic vesicle endocytosis; phosphatidylinositol dephosphorylation. Gene Ontology annotation, molecular function: nucleic acid binding; SH3 domain binding; phosphatidylinositol-4,5-bisphosphate 5-phosphatase activity. The coding region runs from base 520 to 5550 and encodes 1676 amino acids.
GUCAAUUUAAUCAAACCUACAAUUGUGAGGUGAAGCAGUAAUUAAAAUGCAUGCACAGUUUUAUAUGUUUUACAUGGCAUAGUCGCUAAAUGCAUAUAUAACAGAAAAUUACAGGUUAUGAUCCCGGACAUGCAGCAACGUUAGAACCACCAUCAAGAUAUCGUAAGCUAGCGACUCAUAGCGACCCUGUAAUAAAUCUAACUAACUUACGCUAAUUUAGCUAGCGUUGGCCGCUAGUAUUCAUUAGCUAAAAGACAGCGACAUAUUUUCGCUGUAUCAUUUUUUUCUCCUUCUUGUUUUUUAAAUGGGUUUCCAUCGUACAAAAUCUGAGUUUCUGUUAAAACUAGCCGGCGGGGUAAACGUUAGCUUCAGGUUCGCCUGCUGCAUUUAAGUCGUGACUGUGUCUGUCAGGAUGGAUGAUAUUUCGGCCUAACCAACGUUUUCAUUCAUAUUACUCCUGACUUCCAUCCAUCUGCAAUAUUCAGGUUAUAAUAUAGGUGUUUUUAUCUUGGAUCAACAAUGGCCUUCAGCAAAGGAUAUCGCAUUUACCACAAGCUGGACCCUCCUCCCUACAGUGUCAUAGUGGAAACUAGGACUAGGGAAGAAUGCCUCAUGUUUGAGUCUGGGGCUGUUGCUGUUCUGUCGGCAGCAGAGAAAGAGGCCAUUAAAAACACAUACACCAAGAUUUUUGAUGCCUAUGGAAUCCUGGGUGUCCUCCGUCUAAACCUGGGUGACUCUAUGCUCCACAGUCUGGUGGUUGUGACAGGAUGCAGUUCGGUGGGGAAGGUGCAGGAUUCAGAGGUUUUCAGGGUCACACAGACAGACUUUAUAUCGUUAAAGAAUGAUCCAGGAGAUGAAGACCGGAUCGCUGAAGUGAGAAAGGUCCUAAACUCAGGGCACUUCUACUUUGCCUGGUCUUCCACUGGAGUCAGCAUGGACUUGAGUCUUAAUGCACAUCGCAGGAUCCUAGAAGACACUACAGAUAACCGCUUUUUUUGGAACCAAUCACUGCACCUGCACCUGAAACAUUAUGGAGUAAACUGUGAUGACUGGCUGUUGAGGCUGAUGUGUGGUGGUGUGGAGAUCAGGACCAUCUAUGCAGGACACAAACAGGCCAAGGCCUGCAUCUUCUCCCGCCUCAGCUCAGAGCGAGCUGGUACGCGAUUUAACGUCCGAGGAACAAAUGAUGAUGGGCAGGUGGCCAAUUUUGUGGAGACUGAACAGGUCAUUUUCCUGGAUGACAGGUGCUCAUCCUUCAUACAGAUCCGUGGAUCUAUUCCUCUUUUCUGGGAACAGCCAGGAAUCCAGAAAAAGUCUAUUAAGGGUGUUUUGUUGCACCUGAAUGAGAAUCGGCACCCUAAUGGACUGGAUGAGAACCCCCACCUGGUUGGCUCUCAUCGUGUCAAACUGUCAAGGGGAUUUGAAGCAAAUGCACCAGCAUUUGAAAGACACUUCACUGCACUGCGGAGGUUGUAUGGUAAACAGGUGAUCAUCAACCUGCUUGGGAGUAAGGAAGGAGAACACAUGCUCAGCAAAGCAUUCCAGAGUCACUUGAAGGCGUCAGAUCAUGCAGCAGCUGUGAAAAUGGUGAACUUUGACUACCAUCAAAAUGUAAAGGGAGGCAAGGCAGACAAACUCCACAGUGUUCUCAAACCCCAGCUCAGCAAAUUCAUAGAAGAGUGUGGGUUCUUCUACUACUCUGGAGAGAUGGGUAUCGUAAGGACUCAGGGUGGGACCAUCAGGACCAACUGCUUGGACUGUUUGGACAGAACCAACAGUGUACAGGCCUUUUUUGCUCUUGAGAUGCUGCCAAAACAGCUGGAGGAGAUGGGUCUGACAGAGAAACCACAGCUAGUGGCCAGGUUCCAGGAGGUUUUUAGGACUAUGUGGUCUGUCAACGGAGACUCCAUCAGUAAGAUCUACGCAGGCACCGGAGCUCUGGAUGGCAAGGCCAAGGCGGGGAAGCUAAAAGACGGAGCUCGCUCUGUGACCAGAACCAUCCAGAACAACUUCUUUGACAGCUCCAAGCAGGAGGCUAUAGACAUCCUGAGGCUGGGCUCAACACUGAACAGUGAUUUGGCGGACAAAGCUCGGGCCUUGCUCACCACUUCUAGUCUUUAUGCCACUGAGCCCGUCUUACAAUCAGCCUCCCCGAGAGUAUUACUGGGUAUGUGUCAGAGCCACCAUAAAUACACAAGGCCCAAGCAGAUCCGGGUGUGUGUCGGCACCUGGAAUGUUAAUGGGGGUAAACAAUUUCGGAGCAUUGCUUUCCGCAACCAGACACUCAACGACUGGCUCUUGGACGCUCCGAAGAAGGCAGGGCAGCCUGAGUUCCAGGACAGCAAAGCCAACCCCAUAGAUAUCUUUGCCAUCGGUUUUGAGGAAAUGGUUGAACUGAAUGCUGGAAACAUAGUCAGUGCUAGCACGACUAACCAGAAAAUGUGGGCAGCUGAGCUCCAGAAAAACAUCUCACGGGACCACAAGUAUGUGCUGCUUGCUUCAGAGCAGCUGGUGGGAGUGUGUCUGUUUGUCUUCGUCCGCCCACAGCACGCACCCUUCAUCAGGGAUGUAGCUGUAGAUACUGUAAAAACUGGAAUGGGCGGGGCCACAGGCAAUAAGGGAGGUGUGGCUAUCCGCAUGCUGUUCCACACCACCAGCAUCUGCUUUGUCUGUUCCCACUUUGCCGCUGGCCAAUCACAGGUCAAGGAAAGAAACGAUGACUACCAUGAGAUCACACGCAGGCUCAGCUUCCCCAUGGGUCGUCUGCUGUACUCGCAUGAUUAUGUGUUUUGGUGUGGUGACUUUAACUACCGUAUCAACCUGCCCAAUGAGGAAGUAAAGGAGCUGAUCAAACAGCAGAACUGGGAUGCCUUGACAGCUGGGGACCAGUUGGUGGACCAAAAGAAUGCUAGUUUUAUCUUCCGAGGCUUUAUUGAGGGAAAGCUAGAUUUUGCUCCCACCUAUAAGUAUGACCUCUUCUCAGAAGAUUAUGACACCAGCGAGAAGUGCCGCACACCAGCCUGGACUGACCGCAUACUCUGGAAGAGGAGAAAGUGGAACUUUGACAAAACAGCUGAGGAGAUGAAUGUAGAAGCUGCCACUACUACAUCUGGAGAGAAUGAGGAUGACCCAGCCCACCCCUGGAGCCCUGGUACUCUGAAGUACUAUGGCAGGGCUGAACUGAAAACAUCAGACCACAGGCCUGUGGUGGCAUUAAUAGAUGUGGACAUCCUAGAGGUUGACCCAGAGGCUCGCCACCAAGUCUAUAAAGAUGUUAUUGCCCUGCAGGGGCCUCCAGACGCCACCAUCCAGGUGUCACUCUGCUCCUCUGGCCCUGAUGAUUACUUUGACGAUCAACUCAUAGAUGAGUUGUUGGACAAGUUUGCUGAUUUUGGAGAGGUCAUCCUCAUCAGAUUUGUUGAGGAGAAGAUGUGGGUGACCUUCCUGGAAGGGUACUCUGCUCUUGCUGCGUGUUCUCUCAGUGCUUCCACUGUCCUUGGCAAGCUGAUUGAAAUCCGUUUAAAGAGUCCAGGCUGGAUCAAAAGCUUUGAAGAAGAGAUGAGCGUGGAGAGGAUCUGUGGAAACAUCCCCACCUCGGCCAGCUCCAGUCUGCUUGCUGAAGAUGCGGACAUGGGCGAAGAUGAUUUUGAUAUGGAAGGUGAUGUCGAUGAGGAGGUGGAGGAUAUCCUCCCCCAGCACCUGCAGCCUGGAGCUGGCUGUGGCCCUGGAUCCUCUCCUCUCCCCUCCCCCCGCAGUAGUCCCUGUCCCUCCCCAACCCAUGGAGAACCUGCAGCACCCAGCAGGCCUAGUCGUGCACCACAGCCCUCCCGACCAUCACAAGGACCUCCUGUUGACUUCCAACCUGGUGCCCCAACAUCUCAAGGCCUGGAGCCCAAACGCCCGCCUCCCCCUCGUCCCACUGCCCCACCAGCCAGACCAGCACCACCUCAGCGCCCACCGCCACCUUCAGGAGCAAAGAGCCCCGUGCUUCCUCGGCCAGAUGCUCCUGCAGGUCGAGGCCAGGCAGCAGCUGGAGCUUCUGGACCUGGAGGUGCUCCCAGACCUAAUAUCCCUCCUCGAGCCGGGGUGAUCAGUAUGCCCCCUCAGUCUCGUCCACUGCCCCCCUCUCACCCUGGAGCUCCCAGACCUAUCCAAGAGGUGCAUCCCGGGGCCCCUCUGCCCAUUCCAGACACUCACCCCGGAGCUCCACGCCCUGUGCCCAGUGCCCAGGCUAAACCAUUUGAGUUGCCUCUGGGACCAGCUCCCACAGGGCCCCCUGCAGUGAGACCCCAGGUGCCAUCACCCAUGCAGCCCCAACCCGUCGCCCCUUCAGUUCAGUCCCAACUCCCUCCACCGAUGCUGCCCACCUUUCCGGCUCCUCUCCAGCCACAGCAAGCUGCUGCAGCCCCUAAAACAGGGCCUACUCCUCCCCCUCCUGCUGCUUCCGCCACCCCUCCUGGGCCUUCACAGAGUCUAGCUUCUCCAAAACCUCCACCGCGUUCUCGUUCCUCUCACGUUCUGCCAUCUGAUGCUGCCAAGUCAGAGACAGCCCCAGCCGCACAGACAAAUGGACUGAAUGGAAUCCUAAGAGAAGCACAAUGGAAACCUGACCCCUUCGACACACUUGCAUGUGACUUCCUCCCCUCAUCCUCCUCCUCCUGGCACACCACCCAGUCCCUGACUAGAGGCUUGUCCCUGCGUACUCCCCCCUCCGUUCCUCCGUCUUCCUCAAGCACUCUCCCUCCAUCCUUCUCUCUCCAGUCCUCCACUCUGUUAGACCUGCAAGCGCUUGAUUCAUCCUCCUCUUCCUCACUCUCCACCCCAUCGCCUUUCGCCUCGUCCCUGCUGCCGCCUCCUCCAGUCCCGUCUCGCAGUCGCUCUCAAGAGACACUGCGUGCCUCCCCAGGCCCCUUUGUGACUGACCCACUUCCUGCCCGACCCAGCAGCACCAAUCCCUUCACAGGCCCACUGGGGCAUCAGCAGCACCGCUCGCUCACCCCAGACUUCAGCAUCCAGCAUACAAACCUUCAGAAAACUAUGUCUGCUCUUUCUCAGCCACUCAUUCCUACCCCUGCUCCAGCAGCUGCCCCCAUCCCUGCACCCACCUCCCAGCCCCAAAAGACCACAUCCCUUUUUGGACCAUCAUCCAUUUUCAGUCCUACACCUGCUCCUGUGCUCUCCCUUGUACCUGAACCCUCUCCUGCUCCUGCCUUGCCUCUGGCACCACCCUCCUCCAUUCCACCUGCUAUUGCACCUCACCGCCAGCCACCUCCCCCAGGAGGAAAAGUAAGCCAGCAGUGGGUCACUUUUGAUGACGAUUUGGAUUUUCCUUCUCUGACCAAAACAUCACAGACUGCUGUGUUCCCUUCUAAUUCCCUAGUGUCUCAAACCCAGACUCAGCCUUCCUGCUCCUUGUUGGAUUUGGAGCCCGACUGGUUAUCCCCAGCCCUCCCUUCUGCCAUCCCAACUAGAACUGCAACCAGUAACCUGAAACUCCCAGGGGGAACCAGUGGCGACUGCUUCUUUUCCAGGGAGUCGACAGAAAGAUAAGAUUGCCCUUAAUAUGUAGAGGGCAUAUCCAGAUAUGUAUAGAUCUAUGAUAAAUGUGUGUGUGUGUGUUUGUAUGCACAAAAGAGACGGUAUUUAAAAAGCAUAGACCAGUCCCCUUGAAUGACAGGAAAGGAUUUAUAUUCUUGAGCAGGAAUUUGAGAAGCGUAUAAGCCUAAACAUAUGUUCUACCGUUACCACAGAGAAAUUUGCUCAGCCCCUGUUAUUAACAUGUAUUUUAAUAUGAACCAUUCUGAUGUUUAUUUGUAUUUAUGGCAGUAAAUAUGUCUGUGUCUAUGGUAUAUAGUUAUACAAUUAUAUCUAUACGCACAAAUCGUGUCAUCUGUGCAAUAUCAAGACUUCCUGUGUGGCCGUGCAGCGCACAGCAUGCGCCUGUUUCAACGAAAUCAGCGUUACCUUCACAUUGGUUAUUUGCAAACACACUGCGGUUCAUAUUCCUCAUUUUGACUGACCUGUACAUCAUAGCGGGAUUCUCAGAGUAGAUGGUAUUCUUGUGCUUUCUGUGUCCUCAGCAAGUAGAAGGCUAUGCACUGUAGGUCUUACUUCGCCCCCAAAUCUGCUGCUGUCUACAAGACUUGCAUUGCUUUGGCUUUUUUUGGUUCUGUUGUGUCCGAGUGGUACAAAUCUAAAAAUCUUGUGCUUUUUUUUGUUAAAAUCACAAACGUACUUUAAAUUGCACAGGGUUUUGCCAUAGCCUCCUUGCUGACACAACAGCAUGACUCGGUUCAGCUGCAGGGCUGGUGCUCUGUAACAUCUCAUCCACUUGAUAGGAACACUUUUUUUUUUCUUUUGUCAUCGUUCUCUGUCAAUGGGCUGUUACACUUAGCUGAAUAUAUUUUGUAAAUUUACAGUAUAUCAACACCACCUAUACAUAAUAAUGUAUGUUUUCAAUAUGUGCUUAUGUGUGUCUGUGAUGACUGUAUCAGUGGUUUGCACAAUGUAACUGAUAUGCACUGAAAUGCUGUAUGUGCUCUCCUGGUUGUAAUCUUGUUGAUGGCAGAGGAACAAAACCGAGAUGCUGCGGACUGACAAGAUGAUAGAGCCAUUGGCCCUCUAGCGUUCUGAUCCCUCUUGAUUUAUCCAAAGCUUCAUACCAUACUGUUGUCAGUCCAGAGAAUGUGGAACACGUGUGUGUGUGUGUGUGUGCGCGCGCACGCGUGUGCAUCUGUUAGUCUGAAGAAGAUGCCACUUGCAUCUGUGGACAUGGCAACAAGCACAUGCCAGGCACAGUAAUAAGAGGGCACUUUUUUUUAAAAGACGUUUAAUUUUUAAAACCUUUUACUCUAAGUAAUCUAUUGACACUGGUGAGAAGUAAUGUGUUUUGUUUGAGGUGUAUAUUGUCUGUCCCUGUGUUUGGCAGUGAAUGUGUGUACAGAGUUAACCUAAUACCAGAGCUUUUCCCCUAGAAAGUAAUCUCUUUCAGAUACACACAGUGUAUUUCCUUAUACGUUCUAAGUUUAAAGCUACUGUAUUCACUCAGUCAUGGCUGUAACUGUGUAUUUCUGCUCUUCAUCCUGCUAUGGAGAGACAUCAUUGUACGCAAAACUGUUAAUAAAACACAAAGGAACUUUG